UGAUGUGGAUUUGCUAAUUGGAGCAAAUGCUUCCAAGGUAAUGGAGCCCUGGGAGGUUAAAAACAGUGAUGGAGAAGGACCUUAUGCAGUUAGAACCCUACUGGGAUGGGUCGUGAAUGGACCAUUACAAGGAAGCAAGGACAAUGGGAACACAAUUGAAUGUCCGGAUGUUACUGUUAAUAGGUACGCAGACAAGCUGGAGGAGCUGGAGCAGGGCAGGCAUGAGCUGCGGCUGAAGCUGGAGGGCUGCCAGUCCCAGUGGGAGAGCCAGGUGUUGGACCUGGAGAGGGAUGCGAGGGAGCUGAGCUCCCAGGUGGAGCGGCUCAACCGGGCCCUCGGCGAGGCCGAGAGGGACAAGAGUCGAGCCCAGAUGGAGCAGAGCGAGCUCACGCAGCGACUCGGGGAGCAGCUCAACACUGCAAUGGAGGUGGAGAGAGCCAUGUCCAGUAAGCUGCAGACCCAGGUGGAGGAGCUUCAGGAGGAGGUGUCCCUGCAGGAAGGUAGGAGCCACGGAGACGCCUCCCUGCUGUCCGAGCUGGAGAGCAGCAUGGAGACGACAAGCCUCAGGGUCAGCAAAGAAGAGAUUACACAAGAAAUGUGGUCCAGUCUUCAGUUACUGCUCCCACUGACACCGAAAUUGAACAGCUCGGGGAGGUCAGAGGUCGUGGAUCAAAAGGAAGACCUGCACACAAUGCUGCAUCAGCUGAAGGGAGUGGCCCAGACUCUGGCACUGACGUGCAGCCCUCAGGAGCUGAAUCAAGCUUUUGUCGACAGGACGGGCGAUCAGUGUGAGAAUCCGAGUGCAGCGCAUGAGCUGAGAGAUCAGAACGUCCAUCUGCAGCAGGAAAACGCUGAGUUGACGCUGCAGGACGUGGAGGAGGAGGCCGACGUCGUCCAACAGGCCAUCAGAGAUCGAGAUGAAGCCAUAGCCAAGAAAAACCUGAUGGAGGCGGAGUUGGUGAGAAGUAAAAGUGACAUGAUGUCUCUCAACAACCAGUUAUUAGAAACCAUCCAACGUAAGCUGGAGUUGUCACAGGAACUGGAAGCCUGGCAGGACGAUAUCCAGAUCGUUAUCAACCAGCAGCUCAGGUCCCAGCAGCAGAUGGAGCAUCCUCAGAAGAAGUCCACCUCCAACGGCACGUCCUUCUUCCGCAGGGGGGGCAGAGCCGCCUCCACCUCCUCCACCUAGAGUUCAGACGCGAAUCAAGGCAAAACACCCUGGAGAGACUGGUUAAAACGAGGCAGACAUGGUAGACGCAGAGCGGCAGACGAAAUAAAAAUACCUCCUAAUUGA
Molecule: messenger RNA, 1294 nt
Organism: Pungitius pungitius (ninespine stickleback)
Lineage: Eukaryota; Metazoa; Chordata; Actinopteri; Perciformes; Gasterosteidae
Product: BICD family-like cargo adapter 2
Biological process (GO): vesicle transport along microtubule; Golgi to secretory granule transport
Source: RefSeq, a predicted model, not a curated record